AACUGUGGCCAUGUUGGAGCCCCACAGCUGUGGCUUCCCAGAUGUUUAUCGGGGUCAAAUUUCUUGGUUCGGGGGCGGGACUGAAUAACGGGAAAACUCAAAAACACCCACAGACUCACUGCCAGCGGACACGCCACUUCUUGUCCUUUCAAGCUGCGAAGUAACUGACUUUAGCACACGGGACCAGCGGAGAUGACAGGUGACGGUGACAUGGAGAUUGUUGACUCAGCUGACCAUAAUGCUGCAUCCCAAAACGAUAAUGCCACAAAUGAAAUAGGAGCACUGGUGGAGGUCACCUUUCAGAAAAACCCCCAUCAAGAACAGAAGUACUUGGAGGCAGAGCCCAAAGCUUUAGGGCUAACCCAGAUUAUGCUGAGUCUCUUUGCCAUAAGUAUAUCAAUUGUAGCUUCUUACAGAAAUGAAUAUAUAAUCAUUCCAUACAGUAUCACCUGCAGCCUCUCUACACUUGGAAUAAUAGCUGGUAGCGUGGCGAUAGCUGCACAGAAUCUUCAUCUUCCUAAACUGAAGGCCUGUUUGGUAAUGCAGAUAUUGACAUGUGUCGCGGCAGGGGUCUGCUUCAUUAUCAAUUUGGUGGUAACAGUCGACAUGGGUUCGGUUUACGCCUGCUGGCAGUAUAACUAUGAAAAUUCAACUUUGCACCAAGAUCUCUGUGAAAGAAUGCUGGAGGCACAUUCACAUCUGGUAGGACUCAAAAUGCUAUGUCAGGCAGCUCAGGUUGCCAUCUCUGCCACCUUAGCUGCAUUCUGCUGCAAAGUGAUUCAGUGCUGCUCACCCCGGGCUAGCAUGCCCAUGAUUGUUGUGAACGCACCCACAGCUCCUCACUGAAGGUUAUUCAUUUAACAAACCAUAUAGUUCUUAUACGGAGUUCAUCUAAAUCUAACCCAUACAUAACUGCAAAUAUACUGUUGAUUGUACACAUAUGCACAUUUAAAAAUAUGUAGUAAAUGUUGAUGUAGUAAAUUAAACACUAAUGUAUUAUUAAAAAGUAAUUUCUGGCUAGUGUCUGGCUGUGCAUUUUUACUCAUGAAUAACAGCAGUUGUUAAAAAAUGCAUUUGUGUAUGUAUUAAGGUAUAUAUACAGCAGCCUGACUUGCAGUUUAAUGGAGCCAAAAUUCCCUAAUGUGAAAAAAUAUGCACUACAGCAUUGUUUAUGGAAAAAAACAAAAACACUUUUCACUUCCAGUUAAACCUGAACCUGAGAAAGUUGGCUAUUUUGCUUAAAAUGGACCUUAAAAGGAGCUCCCUUCAGUUCCAACAAUACAUGCAAAUAAAUGUGUUGUGUUAAUAAGUGAGUAUUAACAAGUGCCAUCAAACGAUCUAAAUUAUAAUAACAACUAGUCUUUAUUGGAUCUUUCCAAACAAAAACAGCUUCACAUCACAGCUUAGACUCUACUAGACCACUGGGAUCCAGUCAAAAUACAAAUAAAAUAUAUGUACAGAUUAUACAGAAAAAACAUGUAAAACAUUUAAGAACACAACCAAUUUAAGGAGUCUCUGAGUUGUUGUUUAAUUUUUGUGUUUUUUGCCCUCAAAUCAGUUUGGGGGGGAUUUACUGACAUUCACUCACGUCACUAAUGCACCGCUAGCCUUUUUGUCCAUUGCUUAUCUCUAAGGAAUGGUGGGUAAAUUUUAAAUAAUUGACAUUUUUGCAAUAAUUGUAAUGUAUUUUAUGGUUGUGUGUCACUUUUUUUUAUUCAUAUCAUUACAUUGACUUUUCACUGACCUUCUGUGACUUUGUUUCACUGUUGUAAAUGGUUUUAUUGCAUUUUUAAAUUCCAUUGGACAAGCAAAGAAGCAGCAUUUAUGCAAUAUGCUCCAGUUUUACAGUGUUGUAAUGAGAUUUAUUAUAUGCAUAAUUUGUCAAUGCUUUUUCACAUGAAGUGGGGUGUAAAGGUCUAAGGCCACUUUAAACCUGCAGAUAAACAAGUCAAAAGUUUUAGAACUUUGAAGGGUUUAAAGAAAAGAAAGCUGUGACAAGUAAAUUGAAUGUGACAGCCACCAUGUUCAGGCAUUUGUAUUUUUUUUUUUAUCUUGCCUCUUCCAUUAAAGUUUGUGUUUAUGCUA
Molecule: messenger RNA, 2085 nt
Organism: Pygocentrus nattereri (red-bellied piranha)
Lineage: Eukaryota; Metazoa; Chordata; Actinopteri; Characiformes; Serrasalmidae
Exons: 7
Coding region: 193-846 (217 amino acids)
Source: RefSeq, a predicted model, not a curated record